GGGCCCUGGGAGCGGCGGCAUCCUGGUGGCAUUCGCGAUCCUGCUGGACAGCAAGCUCGGCGCCGGCUGGGGCAAGAAGGACAAGGGUCAGGAGCAAAUGAGGCGCCCCAAGUGGUUGAGGGUGUGCCUGGCGGCCACGAGGAGCCGCGUGCGCAAGUUCGGGCACGCCAUGAUCAUCAGGUGGAGGCCGUCGCUGAAGGUGCCACAGCGAGUGCUGGCGGAGUGCACGAGCAAGUCCCAGGAGGGCAAGGACGAGCAGAAGUGCAUCAAGGACGAGGAGCGCGAGACGUUCAACUGGGAGAAGGAGCUCAUGAUUCUGCAGUACCUGUCGAGCCCAGAGGGCUUCUCCCACGUCCUCAUGAUGGAUGCAGACGCCGCGCUCGUCAACCGCAAGCACGACACGCUGCGGCUCAUGGCCAAGGAGCUGGAGGCCAUGGGCAAGGACCUGUUCCUGUCCGACGAGGACUGGCAGGCGAGCGGCAAGGGCCGCAUCAACGGCGGGCUCCUCUUCGCGGCCAGCACGGAUUGGACGCGGCAGCUGUUUCAGAGCAUCGGGGGCUCGGCUCUGACGUGCAACGCCAACGAGCAGCUGUGCCUCAACGGCAUCAAGAACCGCGAGGCCUUCCAGAAGCACGCCGGCGUCUGGAGCGGGCAGACGUGGAACCGCGGCGGCUGCGUGCUGACGAAGUGUGGCCGCGGCGGCGGCGCCGCGAACGAGGAGAUGGGGCGACUACGAAUGAACGACCCAACCAUGGAAAUUAUGCAUUUCAUGGGCGGCUCGAAGAACGAGGCCGUGAAGGCGAUGUGCCUUGAAGGCGUUAACGUGACGGGCGAGCCCGCGGACGGGUACGGGCUCCAGGAGCACCCGGAGCUGCCAGGCGCCCCGAUAUGCCCGUCGAGAGAGGCCCUCGAGGACGGGCCCUUGCCGCGCAUGGACGUGCGCUUCAAGCUCAGGGGCCCCGCUGGCCACCCGCUGUUCGCAGACAGCUUGCAGGUGGGCUUCUUCCCCUGGCCCCCCGUCGAGCCCUUGGACUACAACAGGGUGGCCUUCGAGCUCAAGGACGACGACUUCCGAGGCGGUUCUUGGCAGGAGUUCCGCGUGUCCAUCCAGGAGGCCACCGGAAGGGUGGCGGCCUGGAACCUGAGCCAGGGCCGCGAGGAGGCCCUGUGGAAGGCCACGGAGGUGCGGCAGACGGCCAGCCCGACGGGCUUGUGGGGCGUCUACUUCCGAGCCGAGGAGGGCCUCGCGGACAACUUCGACCAGCUGCCUUUCCUGUUCGACAUUGCACUCCUCUCGUGA
This is a messenger RNA of Prorocentrum cordatum, 1300 nucleotides long. The record is from the annotation of a GenBank genome assembly. NCBI's taxonomy places the organism in Eukaryota, Dinophyceae, Prorocentrales, Prorocentraceae.